AUGAUUAGAACGCUCGCAGCUCUCAGUGCUCUAUCGGGCCUGGCAACUGCCUGGUUGCCCGAGGUCAACAAGAAGAUCACCGCAACAAACGGUACGAACCUCUUCACGAGUUCAAACGGCAAGAUCCGAGGCGUGAACCUGGGCUCUCAAUUCGUCUUCGAGCCAUGGAUCGCAGAAAAGGCGUGGUCAGACAUGGGCUGCGGCGGCCAGAAAUCCGAGUUCGACUGCGUCUCGAGCCUGGGCCAGGCCAAAGCGAAUAGUGCGUUUGCGAGCCACUGGGGCUCCUGGAUCACGCAGGAUGACAUCGCCGAGAUGGUGAGCUAUGGGCUGAACACCAUCCGCGUCCCCGUCGGGUACUGGAUGCGUGAGGACCUGGUGUACUCGAAUAGUGAGCAUUUCCCCCAGGGCGGAUUGCAGUAUCUGGAGAAUCUGUGUGGAUGGGCCAGUGAUGCAGGCUUGUACAUUAUCAUUGAUCUACACGGUGCUCCCGGGGCUCAGACGCCCCAGAAUCCAUUUACGGGCCAGUAUGCGCCGACCGCUGGAUUUUACCAGGAUUACCAGUUCGAGAGGGCGCUGAAGUUCCUCGAGUGGAUGACCACCAACAUCCACAAGAACGACAAGUUCCGCAAUGUCGGAAUGCUCGAGGUUGUUAAUGAGCCUGUUCAGAAUGCUGGCAAGGUUGGCUCGAUGCGGACCAGCUAUUAUCCUAAUGCUUUCAAGAGAAUCCGCGCUGCAGAGCAAAGCCUCAACAUCGACAAAAACAACUACCUGCACAUCCAGAUGAUGGACAAACUUUGGGGCUCGGGCGAUCCCACCGAGGCUCUGACUGACACCUACUACGCCGCCUACGACGACCACCGCUAUCUAAAAUGGGCCAGCGUCGCCGUCUCCAAGGACAGCUACAUCAGCACAUCCUGCAGCGACGAGCUCAACAGCAACACCCCGACCAUUGUGGGAGAAUGGAGUCUGAGCGUUCCUGAUAACGUGCAGUGGAGCUCUGACUGGUCGCCCAACUCUAACAAGGAUUUCUACAAGAAGUGGUUUGCCGCCCAGGUCACGGCGUAUGAGAAGCAGCAGGGCUGGAUUUUCUGGACGUGGAAGGCUCAAUUAGGAGAUUAUCGUUGGUCAUACCAAGAUGCUGUUGCCGCUGGCGUCAUUCCCGCUGAUCUCAACUCUCUGGCCGGCCUGAAGGUGUGUGGUUGA
This is a messenger RNA of Aspergillus pseudoviridinutans, 1203 nucleotides long. Its product is annotated as glycoside hydrolase family 5 protein. Gene Ontology annotation, biological process: glucan catabolic process. Gene Ontology annotation, cellular component: cell surface; extracellular region. Gene Ontology annotation, molecular function: beta-glucosidase activity. The coding region runs from base 1 to 1203 and encodes 400 amino acids. The record is from RefSeq and is a predicted model, not a curated record. The transcript is spliced from 3 exons. Lineage: Eukaryota; Fungi; Ascomycota; Eurotiomycetes; Eurotiales; Aspergillaceae.